Calidris pugnax (ruff) is the source of this 6065-nucleotide messenger RNA. RefSeq names its product HEAT repeat containing 3 (gene HEATR3). Gene Ontology annotation, biological process: protein import into nucleus; ribosomal large subunit biogenesis. The transcript has 15 exons. Lineage: Eukaryota; Metazoa; Chordata; Aves; Charadriiformes; Scolopacidae. Bases 35 to 2065 code for a protein of 676 amino acids. The record is from RefSeq and is a predicted model, not a curated record.
UACGCGCCGGCGCCCCAGCGGCGCGGCCCGAGCCAUGGGGAAGAGCCGGGCGCGGAGGUUCCGCAGGGCCCCCCAUGGCCCCGCCGGACCCCAGCAGCGCCCCGAGGAGGAGGAGGGCGGCCCCGAGGAGGAGCCGGCCACCGAGCUGCUCAACCCCCCCCUCCAGCAUCCCAGUGCCGAGGUGAGAGAGUUUGCCUGUGCCAGCAUUUCCAAGCUGCUCCAGCAGAAGCAGGUGAUCCCAGCCUUUCUGCAGAGGGACGUGGUGCGGUGUUUGGGACCCUUGCUGAUGGACCACAGCUUGGCUGUUCGUGAGACAGCUGCAGGAGCUCUCCGGAAUCUGAGUGCUUGUGGAGGAUUUGAAGUCUGUGAUGACAUGGUGACAAAAGACAUCAUGACGCCCCUUGUCGCACUUCUGAAAGAGUGUAGCACUGGACUAGAUGCUAACCAGCUCUCUCCAAAGAAAUGCAGAGAGAUGAACAAAAAUUAUAUUGAAGACAUAGCCAACGAGGCUAUUAAUUUGCUGUGGAAUGUAUGUGAAUGCAACAAUACUGCAGUACACAUAUUCAAUAAAGAGGGAUGUCUGGAGGCUGUGUUACAUUACAUGAAGAAAUUUUCCACGAAUGUGGAUCUGGCUAUUUCAGUAGCGAACUGCUUGCAGGCGGUGACAGAAGAUAAUCCAGAUCUUCUUUCUUCAUUUAAUGCUUCUGCACAGCAAGUAUUGGAAACGGUGAUGUUGUGUCCAGAGAGCACCAUGAAGCAUAUCCUUCUGAGAACACUGAUCGCAGGCACUAUCUGGAAUAUCAAGGAUACCAUCCCACCAGGCAGCCUGGGAAGCAUGGUUAAUGCAAUCCUGAAGAUAUUUUCAGAAUCAUUAGCAAUAGAUGCUGGGGAAACGAUAAUUCGUAUGAAUGAAGCUGAAAAAAACAGGUUGAAACUUGCUGCGGAGUCAGAAACAGAGGAAAACAUGAGUGAUGUUAUUGACAACUGUGUUGUAAGUGAAGAUGACAUGGAAGAAAUACCAAAAGGAAAAGUCAGGAGAGAAAAUGACAUUUCAGAUCUACUUCCAUCUGAUAAGUGGGAGCUGAAAGAAGUGACAGCUUUACUGAUGGCUCAGCAGACUGCUCUGGAAAUCAUUGUUAAUAUGUGCUGCAGCGAAGAUCCCUCUGAUGACGAAUGGGAAGAACUCUCCAGCAGUGAUGAAAGUGACUUGUUUAUGGAAAACUCAUACAACGAAGGGAGUGGGCUGCUAAUGUCACCCCUGUGCCUCUCUGAUGAGGUUAACUCAGCAUUUCUGAACAACCUUAUUCCAAAGAAGAUUCUUGAAAAAACUGCUUUUCCGAACAGUGUUGCUCUAGACAUCUGUAUGCACAAUCCGUCUUGGAAACCAUUAAUUAAAAAACUGAACGCGGUGCAGUGCAGAGCUCUGACGUGUCUCCACAGCAUUUUGUUAGUGUCAGACGUGGAUUGUCUCGGAGGAGCUUCAGCACUUCAGUCCCUUGCACAGCAUCUCUCCCAGCUGGUCUUUUCUAAAAUGGAACUCCCUACAGACAUAGAAUUCCUGGAAGCCAUAACCAGCGCUUUGAGGGCUCUCCUACAAACAAUGGCAUCAAAGAACAUCUCCCAGUGUAUGACUCCUGAGCAGCUGUUGGCUUUAUGUGAAGCUGGUAUUCACAGCAGCAAUGCCAGUGUUAGAGUGAACGUAGUGAGCAUCCUUGGAAUUUCUGGCAGCGUCCUGGCAAAAGGGCAAGACACAGCUGAGACACUAAAGAUGAUUGGAAAAUUUCUUCUUGAGGUUGCUAUGAAGGAAUCUUCUCUUGUGGUAGCAGGGGAAGCCUUGGAUGCACUUUUUGAUGUAUUUGCAGACGGUAAAGAAGCAGAAAAGGCAGCAGUACAGAUCAAGUUGCUUCCAGCACUGAAAGAAUUUCAGCCAGUGUUCAAAAUGAGGAUACGAAAAGAAGGCAAAGGACAAUAUAGUACAGAUCAGCUGUGUGUUCUUGACAAUGUGAAGAUGAAUUUGAGAAGAUUCAUUGCAUAUCAGGAGACACUAGGGAAAACCUCAACUUGAAACAUCGAGGGACUUCAAGGUUUCCCUUAUUGAAUAAUGUUUUCUGAAAAAUAUAUCCAUUUUGAACUUCUAAAAUUUAUUGAGCAGAGCGGUUUUGCUUUCAUGUUAAUACUGCAUUUUUUUUACGUUCAGUAUUUUUAUACUUCUGGGUUGAUGCAAUAUGAAAGUCACAUCAGUGUAAAAAAAAAGGGCACACUUGGAGGUGAAGUGUCAGCAGCAAUAAGAACGUGCUCUUGCAGUCCUGAGGUCUGCAUGUAGCACCAUUGCCAGCGUUUAGAAAUCCUCACCUACCCUGGCGGAGACCUGUAAUGGCACAAAAAAGUAAUUUAGAGAAUAUUCUCGGUUAUGUGCCAGAUCAAGAAAUAAAUUUUAAAAGCUGGAGAUACUUUUCGGGGGAUUGAGAAGUGACGGAAUGUUCAUAUUUGCUCUUAACCUAUUUCUAGAAUGGCACAGGCACUUAUGGCAAGCUUCCCAAGAGAAGUGUGUGACAAGUGUGUAGAUUACUGUCACCACUCGGAUCUGUUACUUCAUGAGGCUUAUCAAAAACUGUUGCAGAUUCAUUUAAGAUAACUUCAGUAUGAUAGCUUUGUGCUGUGGAAAUCAGUGUAAGAGGAUCCUACGCUUAUACGCGGGCUCUCCUUUUUUUUACUUGAUUUUGACUGGUAUUCUGAAGAUCGAGUCUCCUGAUUUACUUUCUUCCUUGUAAUUCUGCAUCAAGAUGAAUUUGAAUUCAAGGAAGGAGUAAAUCUAAUAAAAAGGUAUUUUUUUUUUAUACUGAGGGUUUACCUAAAGUAACUUUAUAACUGCUUAAAAUAUCUUUUUCAAAUAAUUGUGACAGAGAUUUUUAAGCUGUAAAAUACAGAAACUAUUUUCAAAAAAUGUCACAGGCUCAUGAAAAUCGUAUGUGAACUUCUACAUAUCAAGAGCUUUGGUUUUGUUUCUGUGAAUGAGAUCUUCUCAUAUGCAUUUUUUUUUUUAAGGGGAAAAACCACAACCCACAACCAAACACAAAAGCAUUUUUUUACACUGAUUUUUGAAAUGGGACUUCCCCCCCCCCCCGCCUUAACGUGGUGCCUUAACACAGGGCAUCUAGUUUUUGGCAAAAUUAGGCAUAGAACUACAAUGUCCAAAUUUGCUCGGUUUGUUAGAUUUCAGUCUGUUAGAUUGGAAAGCAGGCUCAGGAACUGCCCGGAGAACUUGCAAAUGGCUGACUUUAUGAAAUCCUGGAGUCCGAUAUUUUGUCAAAUGCAAGAGAAAGUGACAAAUGAGUUUAAGCAGCCGUCCUGCCUGGGAGUCCUGCUGUUGCUUUGCAGGAGUUGGAUGCAGCCUGUGCUGUGAUGGAAUGAGCGAGUGGAAGUGUGGGGCUGGGAUGGCUCCAGGGCCAUCGAGCCUGGCCUGGAGAAGUCCUGAGGAGCACAGAGAGGCUGAAAGGUUGUCCUGGGAUUUGGCAGGGGCUGGCAGCGAAGAGGGCUGGAGUGUAACAAGUGAGGAAAGAGUAGCUAGGUGGGUUAUGGCAUAAGACUGGCACAGAUUUUAAUCCCAGUGAUAGUUAUACUUGCUGUACAUGGAGAACAGUGUAACAUUAGCUUGAUAAAAGCCAUUAAUAUUUGGAGCACUUAAAAGGACUUCCACGUGGAAAGUCCUGAUGUCAUUUUCUGGGCGCUACAUUGAAUUGUGGGAUGAUGUAGGUUGGAAAGGAUCUCUGGAGGGCUCUGCAGUCCCCUGCUCUGCUUAAAGCAGGACAUGGAGUCAGGUGGGUUGUGCGAGGCCUUGAGCGUCUCCAGGGAUGGAAAUCCCACAGCUCUGGGCAGCCUGUUCCAGUGUUUGACUGACCUCACUCUGAACACUUUUUUCUUUUCCCCCAUGUAGCUAGUGGGGCUUCUCCCUGCUGCAAAAUGCACCCCUUGUCCUUUGCACACCACCAAGAAGAGUCUGCCUCCCUCUCCUCUUACAAGCUCCAUUUGGUAGUGGAAAACAACAGUUAAUUCCCCUCUUCUCCAGGCCAAAUAAACCUGGCUCCCUCAGCUCUGAAAGUUGCAGAUAAAUAUAUAGAAGGUAGGGCAUCCACUAGAAAACCUGGUUUUCUUAAUAUAAUUUAUAAGACCCUGUUUUUUUCCUUCAAGUGAAAAGACAGAUUGUCAUUUAGACAAUGUCUUAAGACUAUUCCAGCAGUAGGAAUGCAUGGAUUGUUUUUGCUAUGCGCUAAUAAAUUGAAUCUCUUAAAAAAAAAUAAUAUCAUUUAUGUCGUAAUAAGAUACAUGCAGAGUAUGAACCGUACUGCUUGCAGAAGUAUAUGAUUUUUAGUGCUUAAAAUAUUUGCUUUUAUCUUCUGGUACACAUGCCAGCUAAUAGCUGAAAGAGAAAUGAGGACAUGCAAAGGUAUUUUGGUUUCUUGUGAGUUUGUAUUACAACAUAAAAAACCUAAAAUCAUCCCUUCACCUUUGUUUCUUCUGAGGAGAUGGGAGCACUUUGGUGGGCCUGUUUGGCUGAGGGCACGAAUCAGUGAUGAGCUGGUGGCUCUGUCUCCAGCUCACCAGAUACGUUUGGGUUGGUGGAGGGGUAAGCUGUAGCUCUUGGGAGAAGUUCUUGUUGUUUUGGUAACCUCAUUGCUAAUAUUAAUGAUGGUUUUACUUCCUAACACCCCAUGUUGUAUUGCCCUUACCAGUAGCCCAUAGCAAAAUGGAGCCCUCGUCUUCCUUUGGGGUUUCUAUGUUAUAUACUUAGAACAAUUGGCUGUCUAUGUAUUUUGAUGUCCAUACUUUUAUUUCUCUGAAUGAGAAAAAUCUUACUCCACCACCCGCCCAGCUACCAGUUUAGUGCAACUUGCUCUUGGUGUCUAAUGGGGGGCUUGUGGCUGAGUGAGAGGUAAUAAUUUUGUAUGUUAAUUUUAGAGAGGGUAUUCUGCUUGUAAGGGACAAGAUACAAGGUAAUAGGAAAAACAUGGAAGAUUUCUGAAGACUUUUGUCUGUGGAAGACAAGGCAAGUUAUCAGUGACUUAAAGAAGGGUCAGAUCAGGGUCUAAACCCAGAUGAGAUUUUUAAGUGCAGAAGAGCUAGGCUGUAAGAUUUGAGCUAUAAAAGCUGUUCUGACACAGUUAAAGAAAAUCAAGGCAACAGCAGAAGUGAUGAUGUGGUGCAGAUUAAAUGCUUUGGGGGCUCUUUGGGCACUAGUUUAUUUAAAUAGGUUUCGGGUAAGCGUGAGACCAAGGCAAGAUCCUUGACAUCCUACAAAGGCAAAGCCAGAUCUUGACACUUGGAGGGUGGCAGAAGUUGGACUGAUGCAGACAGCGUGCAGCGUAAGUAGAUAUAAGUGAUCUUCAUCGGUUGGUGUCAUCACACAGAUAAGGCUGGUAUCAAAACAGGUAUCUGAAGCCCAAUUUGUUUGCUUACCCUGGUCCCUGAGGCAUCGUCUGUCUGUGCUUCAAUUAAAAACGGCAAUCCUUUGAAAGUAGGGAUUGCUGCCGCUUCUGUCUCCCUCUCUGACACCGAGCACAGCAGAACCUGGCUCCCAGUGGAGGUUUUGGAUUGAAGUCGGUCUGUGGCAUUAACUGAGAGUGUCAAGAGGGCUGUGUGCUCCCUGCCCUGCUCCCAAGCUGUAACACCAGUGACAUUCGCUGCUGCUUCGCCCUCUCGGCAGCUUGAAAAAUACUGAAUCCCCAACUGCAGAUAAGGAGUUCUCAUCGCUACGUGGUUUUAUUUUUGCUCUCUUAUGAAAAGAAACAAGUUUUAAAUAAGUGUUUGUUGUGAAAUACUUCUUACACGUCAUGCCUUGGCAUUCAGGAGAUGGCCGUAUACCACAUUAUAGCCAAUCCUUUAACUAUUUGGGGUUUGUGGUGAGUGUUGAAGGUAUUUUUUUACCAUAUUUUUAAAAUUUUUUUAAAGAUUGUCAUUGUAGAGGAACUAGAAUAACUUCAACCAGUACCACUUGGCUUGUUUUUGCAUUUGUAUUUUGAGAGAAAAUAUAAAAAGAAUCAAAGCACAGUAAAACUACAAAAUGAGAA